Messenger RNA from Thermochaetoides thermophila DSM 1495, 876 nucleotides. RefSeq lists its product as uncharacterized. Bases 1 to 876 code for a protein of 291 amino acids. The transcript has a single exon. Gene Ontology annotation, cellular component: endoplasmic reticulum; plasma membrane. NCBI's taxonomy places the organism in Eukaryota, Fungi, Ascomycota, Sordariomycetes, Sordariales, Chaetomiaceae. The record is from RefSeq and is a predicted model, not a curated record.
AUGCCCUUCCUCCAAGCCCGCAACGACGCGGUCAACAAGCACCCCGCGCCGCCAACAAUCGACUACCCGCUCACAACGCGGGGCUCAAGCUGGCUCUACUCCGUGUGCUCCAUCUAUGGCGCCGCAACCCUGAUCACCAUCGCCCUGUCCUACAUCGCCAAGCAAAAUGAGCGUAUCUUCCACCGCAUCUUCACCAUCGCCUACCUGGUCGGUACCGUCGCCUACUUCGCGAUGGGCAGCAACGUGGGCUAUCUGGACGCGCUGCAGCCACACCAGGUGGACGACAACGGCGAUAAUAGGCAGAUGUUCUGGGUCAAGUACGUACUUUGGGCGGUGGACUUCCCGCUCGUCUCGACUGCGCUCGGUAUUGCCUCCGGCAUUAGCUGGGCCGAGAUACUGUAUAACGUUGCGCUUGCGUGGACCUGGAUCAUCUGCUACCUCAUCGGCACCGUCAUCGGCGAUGAAUAUCGCUGGGCUUUGUACGCGCUGGGCACGCUCGCGUGGCUGCUGCUGGCAGAGAACACGCUUGUUCGUGGCACCCAGGCCGCGGGCCGCGUCGGUAUCAAGGGCGAUUAUCUCAUCCUCGCCGGUUGGGCCAACCUCAUGUGGUUCCUGUAUGCCCUAGGCUAUGGUCUGACCGAUGCCGGCAAUGUGAUUCGCGUCACGCCCAGCUUCAUCUGGUUCGGUAUUACUGAUCUGCUGCUCAUGCUUGGUGUGGGCUUCGGUAUCAUUGUGGUGUUUGCCCCGCGCUGGGAUUACGGCAAGCUUAACCUCUUCUUUACGCAGUAUGGCCGCGUGGCGGUGCAGGAGGGUAAUUUCCCGGAGAAGGACACGGCCAACAACGGUACUCAGCAGGCUGCUGCUCCGGCUGUCUAA